AUGGGACCCGUUUGCAGGAAUGUCGAAUCCAUUCGUUAUGGCCUCAAGAGUUUAAAAGCAUCCAAGAUGAUGAUGAAGCAAUACUAUUAUCAGUGGAUGUUACGUGAAGAUGCUGAUGCCUGUUUACUUCGACUCUUUGAAUGCUUCAUGGAGAGUGCUCCACAGAUGACCCUCCAACUCUAUCUGUUGGUCGAUGACCCACCUGAUGGCAUAGAUGUGCUACGAAUAAUUUCACCUUUGUUUUCUUGGCUGAGUGCCUCUUGGUCCCUUGUAUCAUACCACCGAGCCCUUCGUUUUGCAAGGCCUGACCAUGCAAACCAAACCCUAUGUGGAGUCAUCGGCUACUUUCUAUGGCGAGCUCUUGAAGCGACACUUAAUGACUUAUCACCGCCGAGGAACUCUCUAACGGAGGAGAGAAUUGUUUACAAAUUAUUAAACAUGGCGGACGACGAUUUAGAAGAAAUGCGUUCUCUUCGAGCGGCUCAUGAUUAUAAACAGGCUUCUUAUGGAUCAAGUUCCAGUGAAUUAAGACCAGACUUCAAAAAUGAACAAAAAAACAAAUCGGAAAGGAAAGCCCGUACUUUUGAUUUCAUGGCGAUGUUUGAACAGGCAAGGCAGGUUGCUUCAGAGAGGAAUAAAAAAGAUCAGAACAUCAAAUCCUCAGAAUGUUUGAUGCCAGACAAGCCAAGCUCACAUUUAUCCAAAAAAGAAGACCAAAGAAAUCUUUUAAAAGCUACAGAGGCACAGGCGGGAAAACCAUUACCCCCAAAGUUUAAACCUUUAUCUUGCAAAACAUCUGAAAAGGAUGUUACCUCUCAUAAGGAAGCUGCGAGCAAUGAAGAAGAUUCUGAACAAAUUGGUCCACCAGUUCCAUCUUCUAUAAAAAGUGGUGUCAAUAAAGAGGAAGUUGAUGAAGAUGCUGAUCUCAUUGGGCCACCAAUUCCAUCUUCUUUGGAAAACAAGAUUAAAAAUGUUGAUAACGAAGAUGAUGAUGAAGAUGACGAUGAGAGUGAAGAAACAUUGGAGCAGAGCAUUCCACAAUCUUUAGAAAUUACUUUAGCCCAUGGAGACAAAAGUGUUUCUGCAUUGACCCUUGAUCCUUCUGGUGCACGUCUUGUCACAGGAGGAUAUGAUUGUGAUAUCAGGUUUUGGGAUUUUUCAGGCAUGGAUUCAUCUUUGAAACCUUUCAGAACAUUAAGGCCAUGUGAAAGCCAUCAGAUCCGUAAUCUUCAGUACAGUACCACUGGAGACGUUAUUCUGGUGAUUGCUGCCAAUGCACAGGCCAAAGUUCUUGACAGGGACGGGUUUGAGAAGCUGGAAUGUGUCAAAGGAGAUCAGUAUAUUGCUGACAUGGCAAAUACUAAGGGACAUGUUGCUAUGUUGAACUCUGGUUGCUGGAAUCCAAAAGAACGUCAUGAGUUUAUGACUUGUGCAAAUGAUGGAACUGUCCGUCUUUGGGACAUUGGCAAUGAAUACCAACAGCGUGUUGUUAUAAAAACAAAGAACCAACAAGGGCGUAAAACCAAUGCAACUGCUUGCACAUAUUCACGAGAUGGACGCUACAUUGCUGCUGCUUGCCAGGAUGGAUCUAUUCAACUGUGGGAUUGCAACAGGAAAUUUGUAAGCACCUGUAUGCUGAACAGAACCGCCCACAUGAGUGGAAGUGACACUUCAUCUCUAUGCUUCUCCUAUGAUGGUAAAGUUCUUGCAUCAAGAGGAAGUGAUGACACUCUCAAAUUGUGGGACAUCAGAAACUUCAAAAAGCCUCUUGUCUCGACUGGUAAUCUUCUAAAUCUCUUUCCUGUAACUGACUGCCAGUUCAGCCCCAAUGACAAGAUGGUGAUUACAGGUGUGUCAGAGGGUAAAAAAGUUAGAGGAACAGGUAAAUUAAUGUUCCUUGAGCGAGAGACUCUGAAAACUGUCACCCAUAUUGAAAUACCUGAAAGCAGUGCAAUUCGGUGUUUGUGGCAUCCCAAGCUGAACCAGAUUGUUGUUGGCUGUGGAAAUGGUGAUGCCAUUCUUUAUUAUGAUGUCAAGAAAAGUCACAGAGGUGCUAUGUUGUGUGUUGUGAAGAAAGAACGCAAGGCUAAGCAGAUUGAAAUGAUCACAGCUCAACAUAUCAUCACUCCAUAUGCAUUGCCCAUGUUUCGAGAAGGGCGUCCAAUAAGUACACGUAAGCAAGAAGAGAAGGUACGUAAGGACCCACUGAAGACAAGGAGGCCAGACUUGCCUGUUUCGGGACCAGGUCAAGGUGGUCGUGUGGGUGCCCAAGGAGCUACACUGUCCCAGUAUGUGGUCCAACAACUUGUGCUUAAGAAACCAGACCCUAGUGACAUCAACCCACGCGAGGCCAUUUUGAGACAUGCCAAAGAUGCAGAAGAAAACCCUUACUGGGUGUCACCUGCCUAUCAAAGAACUCAACCAAAAACCAUUUUUCAAACUCAGUCAGAGCAAAAGCAAGAUGACGACAAUGACAGUGAUCAUGAACCUGUGUGGAAAAAAACAAAAUUAGCAGAAGAAAACGAAUAA
Messenger RNA from Acanthosepion pharaonis, 2529 nucleotides. The record is from the annotation of a GenBank genome assembly. NCBI's taxonomy places the organism in Eukaryota, Metazoa, Mollusca, Cephalopoda, Sepiida, Sepiidae.